This is a messenger RNA of Otolemur garnettii (small-eared galago), 4813 nucleotides long. It is a transcript of the gene NCKAP5L, whose product is annotated as NCK associated protein 5 like. The transcript is spliced from 13 exons. Gene Ontology annotation, cellular component: microtubule plus-end. Gene Ontology annotation, biological process: microtubule depolymerization; microtubule bundle formation. Bases 180 to 4160 code for a protein of 1326 amino acids. The record is from RefSeq and is a predicted model, not a curated record. NCBI's taxonomy places the organism in Eukaryota, Metazoa, Chordata, Mammalia, Primates, Galagidae.
GAGAGGCGGCUCCGGCACCCCCUUUCUCUGUCCCCCCGCCCCCGAUCCGCAGCCAUGGACCUGGCGGAUCCGGCCUGCCGUGGUCCAGUUCAACACCUGAUUUUAGUGAGGUGACCUUUCUGGCUGCUAGAGUGCUGGUGAGUGUGCCCACCUGGCUGAGGGGACAGAGACAGGGCCUGAUGUCGGAGACCAUGGACCAGCCGGCUGAGGGUCCUGGAGAGGGUGGUGAUGGCAACAUGGAGCCGGGUACCUGCCAGGAGCUUCUGCACCGAUUGCGUGAGCUGGAGGCAGAGAACUCGGCUCUUGCUCAGGCCAAUGAAAACCAACGGGAGACUUACGAGCGCUGUCUGGAUGAGGUUGCCAACCAUGUGGUGCAGGCCCUGCUGAACCAGAAGGACCUUCGAGAGGAGUGCAUCAAGCUUAAGAAGAGAGUGUUCGACCUGGAGCGGCAGAACCAGAUGCUGAGCGCCCUGUUUCAGCAGAGACUCCAGCUCACAACAGGCUCUCUCCCUCAGAUCCCACUCACCCCACUCCAGCCACCAUCAGAACCACCAGCCUCCCCUUCCAUGAGCUCCACUGAGGGACCAGCCACCUCGCUGCCUCUGGGGCACUGUGUUGGGCAAAGAGAGGUGUGUUGGGAGCAGCAGCUGAGACCAGGAGGCCCAGGCCCCCCAGCUGCACUACCCCCAGCGCUGGAUGCUCUAUCCCCGUUCCUGCGGAAGAAAGCCCAGAUCCUGGAAGUGCUGAGAGCCCUGGAAGAGACUGAUCCCUUGCUUCUGUGCUCCCCUGUCACUCCCUGGCAGCCUCCAGGCCAAGGUCCUAGCUCACCAGAGCCAAUCAAUGGCGAGCUGUGUGGCCCACCCCAGCCUGAACGUUCACCCUGGGCCCCCUAUCUGCUGCUAGGCCCUGGUGGCCUGGGAGGCUUGCUGCACUGGGAGCGGCUCCUAGGGAGUCUGGGAGGUGAAGAGGGUACUGGGCAGUCCUGGGUCCCUAGCAGGGCACCCCCCCAGGCCCAGGGCACCAGCUCUGGCCCACACUGUGCCCUAGGCAGCAGCUCUUCCUCCUCUUCUGAUGAGGCCGGUGACCCCAAUGAGGCACCCAGCCCCGACACCCUGCUUGGGGCCCUGGCCCACAAACAGUUGAACCUGGGCCAGCUCCUUGAGGACACAGAGUCUUACCUACAGGCCUUCCUGGCUGGGGCUGCAGGCCCACUCAAUGGGGACCACCCAGGUCCUAGGCAGUCAUCUUCCCCAGAGCAGGGGCCCCCACAGCUGACCAAGUCCAAAGGCCUCCCCAAGUCAACUUGGGGUGGAGGUACCCCAGAGGCCCAGAGGUUGGGCUUUGGUGCUACCUCAGAGGGCCAGGGGCCCCUCCCUUUUCUCAGCAUGUUUAUGGGUACAGGGGAUACCCCACUGGGCUCUCGGCCUGGCCACCCCCAUUCAUCUCAGGUGAAAAGCAAGCUCCAAAUUGGCCCCCCUUCUCCUGGGGAAGCCCAGGGACCUCUUCUGCCCUCUCCAGCCAGAGGUCUCAAGUUUCUAAAGCUGCCUCCCACCUCAGAAAAGGUCCCCAGCCCAGGAGGCCCUCAGCUAAGUCCCCAGCUCCCACGGAACUCUCGAAUCCCCUGUCGGAACAGUGGCUCAGAUGGCAGCCCCUCCCCACUGCUGGCCCGCAGGGGUCUGGGUGGAGGAGAACUGUCCCCAGAGGGGGUGCAGGGCCUACCCACUAGCCCUUUGCCCUGCUCUGCAAUCCCAGAGUCUGCACAGCUCAAACCACCCCUACCAGCCUUGUCUACCACGCUGUCCCCAGGACCAGUGGUAUCUCCCGGCUAUGAGAAUAUCCUGGACCUUUCCCGGAGCACGUUUAUGAGCCCUUCGCCAGAGCCACCUCCAUCCCCACUGCAGGUGCCCACCUACCCACAGCUGACUCUGGAGGUACCGCAGGCCCCUGAGGUCCUCAGAAGUCCUGGAGUCCCCCCAAGCCCCUGCCUCCCAGAAUCCUAUCCCUAUGGGAGCCCCCAGGAGAAGGGUUUGGACAAGACAGGCCUGGAGUCUCCCCAUCCUGGUCGCAGGACCCCAGGCAACCCAUCCAAGAAGCCUAGCCAGGGGUCAGGGCGGCGACCUGGGGAUCCUGGCAACACACCUCUGCGGGACAGACUGGCAGCCCUGGGGAAACUGAAGACAGGCCCUGAGGGGCCCCUCGGCCCAGAGAAGAACGGAGUGCCAGCCAAGCCUGGCACUGAGAAGGCCCGGGCACCAGGGCGUUCAGGGGAGAAUGCUGGAGAUGCUGUGUCCCCCAGGCCCCCUGAGCAGCCAGAAACUAAAGGGGCUCUGCGGGGGGUGGUGGCCUUAGGCACAAACAGCCUGAAGCAGCAGGAACCUGGACUCAGUGGGGAUCCUGGGGCCCGAGUCUACUCCUCCCACUCCAUGGGGGCCCGGGUGGACCUGGAGCCUGUCUCACCAAGGAGCUGCCUCACCAAAGUAGAGCUGGCCAAGAGCCGGCUGGCAGGGGCCCUGUGCCCCCAGGUACCCCGUACCCCUGCCAAAGUGCCGACCUCAACCCCCAGCCUGGGCAAGCACAAUAAGAGCCCUCACAGCAGCCCUACAAAGCUACCUUCCAAGUCUCCCACCAAGGUGGUAUCCCGACCUGGGGCCCCCCCAGUCACCAAGGAGCCCUCCAAGGCUGACAAGGGGAAGGGCCCACUGUGGGCAGACUGUGGUGGCACCACUGCCCAGCCCACACCCCCACUGCCUGGCCCUGCUGACCCUAGCCAGGGCCCUGAGGGGCUGGCCCCACACUCAGCAAUUGAGGAGAAGGUGAUGAAGGGCAUUGAGGAGAAUGUGCUGCGGCUUCAGGGCCAAGAACGGGCCCCAGGCACUGAGGCCAAGCACCGCAACACCAGCAGCAUUGCCAGCUGGUUUGGCCUUAAGAAGAGCAAGCUGCCAGCACUGAACCGUCGCACAGAGGCCACCAAGAACAAGGAAGGAGCUGGUGGGGGCUCCCCACUCCGAAGGGAGGUAAAGAUGGAAGCCCGGAAGCUAGAGGCCGAGAGCCUCAACAUCUCCAAGCUGAUGGCCAAGGCAGAAGACCUGCGCCGGGCGCUGGAGGAGGAGAAGGCUUACCUGAGCAACAGGGCCCGGCCCCGGCCCGGAGCCCCCGCUACAGGACCCAGCUUGGGGCUGGGGCAGGUGCAGGGCCAGCUAGGCAGUGUGUACCAGGGUGCAGACACCUUCAUGCAACAGCUGCUCAACAGGGUGGAUGGCAAGGACUUGCCACCCAAGAGCUGGCGGGAGCCCAAACCUGAGUAUGGAGAUUUACAGCCAGUAUCCACUGACCCUAAGAGUUCCUGGCCAGCCUGUGGGCCCAGAAAUGGCCUGGUGGGCCCUCUUCAGGGCUGUGGAAAACCUCCUGGAAAGCCCAGCAUCGAGCCAGGGAGGCGGGAAGAGAUGCCCUCAGAGGAAAGCCUGGCCGAGCCAGUGCCCGCCUCCCACUUCACAGCCUGUGGCUCCUUGACUCGAACCUUGGACAGUGGCAUUGGGACCUUCCCACCCCCAGACCAUGGCAGUAGUGGGACCCCCAGCAAGAAUCCUCCCAAAAGCAAGCCACCACGGCUAGAGCCCCCACCUGGGGUGCCCCCAGCUCGGCCCCCACCCCUUACCAAAGUCCCCCGCCGUGCUCACACGCUGGAGCGGGAGGUGCCAGGCAUAGAGGAGCUGCUAGUGAGCGGGCGGCACCCCAGCAUGCCAGCCUUCCCUGCACUGCUCACUGCCACUCCGGGCCACCGAGGCCAUCAAACCUGUCCUGAUGAUUCCUGUGAGGAUCCAGGCCCUCCUCAUCCUGUCCAGCUGGCCAAGAACUGGACCUUCCCCAACACAAGGGCGGCUGGCAGCUCCUCGGACCCUUUCCUAUGCCCACCCCGACAGUUGGAGGGGCUGCCCAAAAACCCCAUGGCCCUGCCCAUGGACCGGAAGCAGAGCCAGGAGCCCAGCCGCCCAUCCCCUACACCCCAGGGCCCAGUGUUUGGAGGUAGCCGUACCCCUAGCACGUCAGACAUGGGCGAAGAAGGCAGAGUGGCCAGUGGAGGCCCUCCAGGGCUGGAGACCUCAGAGUCGCUCAGUGACUCACUGUAUGACUCACUGUCCUCCUGUGGGAGUCAGGGCUGAGGGGCUACACCACACCACUGACCCCUCUGGAGUUGGGGACCACAACUGGACCAGCUCUUCACACCCCACCAUCUCAGAGCCAGAGGGGCCCCUCCAUGGAGGGACCAAGGAGGAAGGUGGACAAGAAGGCGAGGGGGCCCCUGGCACACCCCACUGCUCACCGCUGCUGUGGAUGAGAUGACCGUGCUCAGCUCAGGGAGAGACCCAACCCUUGGUCCCUUCUCUCACCCAGACUAAAGCUUCUCCUUUGAGGGGCUGGAGGCUUAAAGCUACUGUGUCCCAGCCUGCCAGCUCCUACUUCAGGCUGAGCCAUCUUGUGGUGCUGGGCUUCCUGCCCACCAACUGUGCCAUCUCUGCCCCGAAGCCCCACAGGGCCACUCUGGAGGCCCCGUGCUGGUGGAGUUUGGGAGGCGGGGGACAAGUUGCCUUCUCUCUCUGCCCUGGUCCUCCCUGCUGUCUGGAUGGUGCUGCCCUCCCCUGCCCCAUGUCUUUGGGGUCUGUCCGUCAGUCUUUUUCGUUUUUUUUUUUUAUAUUAAAGCACCUGGCCAGGUCCCUGCCCCAUCCCUGCGCUGCGGUUAAUUUAUCUGUUGUUAAUGCGGCUGCUCUGCUGCUGCCUCUGCUUCUGCCGUAUCCCUAAUAAAUUGUGGGGGCCC